Hippocampus comes (tiger tail seahorse) is the source of this 3935-nucleotide messenger RNA. It is a transcript of the gene adcy7, whose product is annotated as adenylate cyclase 7. Lineage: Eukaryota; Metazoa; Chordata; Actinopteri; Syngnathiformes; Syngnathidae. The record is from RefSeq and is a predicted model, not a curated record. Gene Ontology annotation, cellular component: plasma membrane. Bases 557 to 3910 code for a protein of 1117 amino acids. Gene Ontology annotation, molecular function: adenylate cyclase activity. Gene Ontology annotation, biological process: adenylate cyclase-activating G protein-coupled receptor signaling pathway; intracellular signal transduction; cAMP biosynthetic process. The transcript is spliced from 27 exons.
UGUCAUUCACAGGCACGCACGCACGCACGCACGUAUACAAGCUCACACAAAUUUACCCACGCGCACACAAACGCGUAUCCGGAGGAGGACACCGUAUACUCGCUACUCUUGACCCGGACGAUGGCACCACCUUCCGCGUUCACUUCGGGAGCAUUCGUUGGCGGGACACGUUGGUGAUGGUGGAACACAAGGUAUAUUGCCAGUAUGAAGCCACCGUCCUUGUUGCUGCGUUCCGAGCCCAAUCCCGGUGUUGAUGACCUCUUCUGAUGCCCUUGUCGGCUUCUGUUCUUCUGUUACCUCUCCUCCCCAGUCUCCAGUCGCCCUCCCUCCUGCGUAUCUAAAUCCUCCGAGCCUCCCUUAUUACUCCAGAGAGCUGUAGCUGGCAGACACAACUUCAGAUUCAAGAAGUAGACAGGAGUACAUUCAAGAUGCAAGAUGAUGGGGACAAACUUCAUUGGAGUGCCAUGAGCUAGCAAGGACCACAAACCUUUUUUCUUCCCUUUUUUUUUUUUUUUUUUUUUUUUUUUAAAUACCAACAUUUUUACCACACUUGGCCAUGCCAGCCAAAGGGAAAUACUUGUUGAAUGACCAGGAACUCAAGAACGAGGCACUCUACCGCAAGUUCUCAUGCAUCAGCCAGUACCAGCCACUGGUGCUCCUGCUGGGCCUUUCCAUGAUCUCCUGCGGUGUCCUCCUGGUCCUCUUCUUCGCUCUCGGACUGAGCGCCCAGGAGCACUGCGCCUUUGUGAGCGUGACGAGCGGCGGCCUGUGCGUCUUCCUGGCCGUCUUCGUGCUGGUGUGCACCGAAAUGCUGUCCCAACGUUGGCGCCGGCCACUGGGCCUGCUGGUGUGGGCGGCGCACCUGGCCAUGGGAUUUACCUUCAUCUUCAGUGGGCCCGUCGUCCUCCCGUGGGACCAGGUGCCAUUCUUCCUCUUCAUCAUCUUCACGGUGUACACCAUGUUGCCAUUCCCAUGGUGGUACGCGGUGGCACUGAGCACGCUCUCAUCGCUGUCCCACAUCGUGGCGCUCACAUUGCGGCUCACCGUGUACAGCGACGUGCCCACGCCGCACCUCGCCAACCAGCUGCUGUCCAAUGUGGUGGUGUUCCUUUGUGGCAGCGUGGUGGGAGCAUUUCACAAGGUCCUCAUGGAGAAAACCCUCAGGCAGACCUUUCAGGACACGCGCCGAUGCCUCAGCAUGCGCAUGAAGCUGGAGAUCGAGAAGAGACAACAGGAGAACCUGCUGCAGUCUGUGCUGCCGGUCUACAUCUCUAUGAAGAUGAAGCUGGCCAUCAUGGAACGCUUGCAGGACUGCAAAGACAAGGAGGAGCAACAGCGGCUGGUUAAAGACAACAACUUCCACAGCCUUUACGUCAAACGUCAUGAAAACGUCAGUAUUCUCUACGCCGACAUUGUGGGCUUCACUCGAUUGGCCAGUGACUGUUCCCCCAAGGAGCUCGUCGUCAUGCUCAACGAACUGUUUGGAAAGUUUGACCAAAUUGCCAAGGAAAACGAGUGCAUGAGGAUCAAGAUCCUGGGCGACUGCUAUUACUGCGUCUCAGGCCUGCCGGUGUCUUUGCCCAAACAUGCCAAGAAUUGUGUGAAAAUGGGCCUGGACAUGUGCGAAGCCAUUAAGCAGGUACGAGAGGCCACCGGCGUGGACAUCAACAUGAGAGUGGGCGUGCACUCGGGCAAUGUGCUGUGUGGCGUGAUCGGUCUGCGCAAGUGGCAAUUUGACGUAUGGUCACAUGAUGUGACGCUGGCCAAUCACAUGGAGUCAGGAGGCCUCCCGGGACGUGUUCACAUCACAGAGGCGACUCUGAAGCACUUGAACAAGGCGUACGAAGUAGAGGAGGGCGAGGGGCAGCUGCGGGACCAAUAUCUCAAGGAGCUCAACGUCAGAACCUACCUCGUUAUUGACCCUCGGUCCAAAGAUCCGACGCAGAGCAGCCGCAGCGUCCCCAAGCCUCGGGUGAACGAUGGUCUGAAGAUGCGGGCGUCCGUGCGCAUGACGCGGUACCUGGAGUCCUGGGGGGCCGUCAAGCCGUUUGCGCACCUGCAGAGCCGAGAAGGUUUCGCCGUGGACCCCCUCAGCAAUGGAAAGUCACUCAGUAAGGACAUCCCAUUGCGAACAGCACCCAGCUCCAAGAUCACUGAGAGCUUUGAUGAGUCACUAGAAGAGCAGUUCUCCUUGUCCACGGCCUCGUUCACCAGCCAUAAGAACAAGUCACAAAAGAGUCGCUUUGAUGAGGAGCUGCACAACGAGAUGACAACCACCAUCGAUGAACUGGGCAGCAAGCAGUGGUACAAGUCUGAGGAGAGCGGCAGUUUAGCCAUCUGGUUUCCAAAGAAAGACCUAGAAAAACAGUACCGAGCCUUGGAUUUGCCAAUGUUCAAGCACUACGUGGGCUGCGCCGCCGUCAUCUUCCUCUGCAUCUUUUCCAUCCAGAUGUUAGUCACCGGGGAUCGGCAGAUACUCGGAGUGACGUUUGCGGCGUUGGCGUGUGUCCUGCUGCUGACCCUGGCCAUCUGUUUUGCAGCUCAUAUACAGCGAAUGUUUCCAGAGAAGCUGUCAGGCUGCCAGUGGCUGGCGUCAGUCUCUGAGGCGGUGGUGAAGAAGCCGUGUGUGCGCCUCCCCCUGGCCGCCGUCACCACUGCCGUCAUCGUUCUCUUGGCAAUCUUCAACCUGUGCUUCAUCCAGCCACAUUUUCCAGACUGUUCCAGUGGUGACGUUUCCGCCCUGGGUCACAUAAAUGAUUCCCAACGUCUGGGAUUACAGGGAGGACUCUUCUAUCUGCCCUAUUCUGUGUACUGCUGCAUCCUUUCCCUGAUGGCUUGUGGCGUGUUCCUGCGCGUCAGUUUGGAGCUCAAAGUGCUCUUCCUCGCCCUGUCGUCCAGCAUCUACUACAUCAUCAUCCUCAGCACCAACAAGCGGCUCUUUGUGGCCUACGCAGAUGUCCUCCACGCUCAGAUUACCGGAGAGGGCAACUGCAGCAGCCUAUCCGACGAGUCGAUGGUGAGGCUGGUGGGCCUGGUGAAGCACCCCCAGGUGAUGAGCUGCAUCUACAUCACCUUGUUCCUCGUCACCAUGCUCAUCAUCUCGCAACAGAACGAGUCGUGCUUUCGCCAGGACUUCCUACUCAAGUACAAGAACCGCACAGAGCAGGAUGAGAUCGAGACCCGGGAGAACCUCAACCGCCUGCUGCUUGAGAACGUGCUGCCCGCCCACGUGGCCUCGCUCUUUGUCGGCGAGAACAAGAAAAACGAGGAUCUCUACUACAAGUCGUAUGACUGCGUGUGCGUGAUGUUCGCCUCGGUGCCCGACUUCAAGGAGUUCUACACCGAGUGCGAUAUCAACAAAGAGGGCCUGGAAUGCCUGCGGCUCCUCAACGAGAUCAUCGCCGACUUCGAUGAGCUGCUGUCCAAGCCCAAGUUCAGCGGCGUCGAGAAGAUCAAGACCAUCGGCAGCACGUACAUGGCGGCGGCAGGACUUAGCGGGACGCUCGGUCAGGAGAACAACCAGGACAGGGAGCGUCAGCAGGCGCAGAUCGGCAUCAUGGUGGAGUUCGCCGUGGCUCUCGUCGGCAAGUUGGACGGCAUCAACCGACAUUCCUUCAACAGCUUCAGGCUGCGCGUGGGUAUUAACCACGGUCCCGUGAUCGCUGGCGUGAUCGGUGCCAGGAAGCCUCAAUACGACAUCUGGGGCAACACGGUCAACGUGGCCAGCAGAAUGGAGAGCACCGGCGAGCUGGGAAAGAUACAAGUCACGGCGGAGACGUCGGACGUGCUUCACAGGCUGGGCUACUCAUGCGAGUGCCGCGGCUUCAUCAGCGUGAAAGGCAAAGGCGAGCUCAAGACCUUCUUUGUGUGUACGGACACAAGCAAGCAGCAAGGAAUGGGCCUCAGCUGAGAUCGGGAGGUCACGCUCCAAAAAA